Molecule: messenger RNA, 5048 nt
Organism: Brassica napus (rape)
Lineage: Eukaryota; Viridiplantae; Streptophyta; Magnoliopsida; Brassicales; Brassicaceae
Product: transposon Tf2-1 polyprotein
Exons: 2
Coding region: 1-1746 (581 amino acids)
Biological process (GO): DNA integration
Molecular function (GO): nucleic acid binding
Source: RefSeq, a predicted model, not a curated record
AUGGAAGCACUAUCUGCUGGGGAGGAAAUUCAUUGUCCAGAUCAAAGAAGCUUGAAAUAUUUGCUGGAUCAGAAAGAAGUUAAUAUGGAAUAUCAAAGAUGGCUGACGAAAUUAUUGGGUUUUGAUUUCGAAAUUGUUUACAAACCAGGCUGUGACAACAAGGCUGCUGAUGGAUUAUCUAGAAUUGAACCUAUGCGGAGUACAGAAGUGAAUUCCUUAUUGCUUUCGUUAACAAUUCCCUCAGUGAUUCAGUUACAAGACCUCUAUAAGGAGAUUGCAGACAGUAAGGAGAUUCAGGAAUUGAUCAAGCUUGUUUCAGCGGGUACCGUGGCUAACAGACACUACACGGUGACUGAUGGGAGACUUUGGUAUAAGAAGAGGUUGGUUAUUCCGAAGCAGUCCGCCUUCAUUCCUCUGAUUUUAUCUGAAUGCCAUGAUAGCACGUAUGGAGGUCAUUCUGGUGUUCUGAAAACAGUCAAACGUGUGCAGUUGAUGUUUCAUUGGGAGGGGUUAUACAAACGUGUGCAACGACAUGUGAUGGAGUGCAAGAUAUGUCAAACACAUAAGUAUUCAACGUUAUCACCUGCUGGGUUACUACAACCAUUACCUAUUCCUCAGCAAGUGUGGGAGGAUGUUUCGAUGGAUUUUGUUGAAGGCUUACCAAGUUCUCAAGGGAGUAAUGUGAUUAUGGUAGUGGUGGACCGUCUCAGCAAAUAUGGCCACUUCGUGGGGUUAAAACAUCUGUUUACUGCGGUCGACGUCGCAUCUAAGUUCAUGACGGAGGUGGUAAAACAUCACGGGUUUCCUAAAUCGAUUGUCUCCGAUAGAGAUUGCAUCUUUUUGAGUAACUUUUGGAAGGAUCUCUUUCGCCUCUCAGGAACAAAAUUGAAGUACAGCACAGCCUUUCACCCGCAAACAGACGGGCAAACAGAGGUUCUCAAUCGUUGUAUGGAAACGUAUCUUCGGUGUUUUGCUUCUGGUCAUCCAAAGACAUGGCAUAAGUAUUUGGCGUGGGCAGAACUGUGGUACAACACUUCGUUUCAUACCGCGUUGAAGGCAACACCUUUUCAAGUGGUGUAUGGAAGAGAACCUCCUAAGUUGUUGCGGUUCGAAGAAGGGUCUACGACUAACUAUGAUUUGCAGGUGGCGUUAAAGGAACGGGAUGAGAUGCUACUACAGAUUCAACUACAUUUGGCUAGAGCUCAACAACUCAUGAAGACGCAAGCUGAUAAGCAUAGACGGGAUGUGCAGUUUGCAGUGGGUGAUCGUGUGUAUCUUAAGUUGAAGCCGUUUCGUCAAAGCACAGUGGCUCGUCGCUUUUGUCAAAAACUGGCUGCGAAGUUCUUUGGUCCUUAUGAGAUUGUGGAGCGUAUUGGAAAGGUGGCUUAUCGUCUCAAAUUGCCAGCGGAAGCGAAGAUACAUCCUGUUUUUCACAUUUCGCAGUUGAAGGCAGCUUUGGGACAGUAUCACAUCUUACAAGAGAUACCACCUACUUGCACGGACUUGGAGAACUUAAUAUGGGAACCUGAAGACAUAUUGGCUGCAAGAACGAAUAACGAUGGACUGAUGGAAGUACUCGUAAAAUGCAAGGGUCACUUGGAUCAUGAUGCUUCGUGGGUGUUGCUGUCGGAGUUUCAGGCUUCUUUUCCUCAUUACAAGGUUGAGGGCAAGCUUGCUCUCAAUGGGGGGAGUAUUGAUAGGUUCAAAUAUACUUACACGAGGAAGAAAGGGAAAGGAGUGGAUUAAAAGACUCUAGGGGAAACAGAAGGUUUACGGUUACAGACUUGAAGAAUAAACAAAGGAGUAUAAAUAGUCAUUGUCAUGGUUGUUAGAUCUUUAUCGAUUAAGUACAUUGGUGAUUCUUAGCGAUGAGCUGAGUCUACUCAGGUGAUAGACUAGUUGAGAUUCUCAGGUGAUAGAGAUCUCCAUUGUUGUACUUAUCGAGCUUACUAUCAAAAUACAUACAUUUCCUCUGUUAUCUCUAUCUUCACUCUAUCAGAAACUCGCGGACUCCAUCUCAAAGAAGGUCACUUUCGAGGAGAAGGGUCAUCCUGAUUCAGUCCUCACUCUUCUUAGAACUCAUGGCUUCACUGAUCUCAGAUCACCACCAUCAUUACAGACUACCCAUUACUGCUUGUAGCAGAUGCUGAUGAGUCUCUUGCUCCCAAGCUUAAGUUGCUACAGAACAGAGGAGCUUCAACCUCUGAGCUCACUGAGGUUCUUUCUAAAGUCCCCAAGAUCUUGAGAAUCAAAAAGGACAAAGCUUUAGGAAGAUACUAUGAUUUCGUCAGAGAGAUUAUAGAAGCGGAUAAGAGUUCUAAGUUCGAAAGGUUGUGUCUUUCUUUGCCGCUGGGUAGUAGACAGGAGAAUAAGAUCAGGAACGUUUUGGUUUUGAGAGAUCUUGGUGUGCCUCAGAGGUUGUUGUUCCCUCUGCUCAUCUCUAGAUCAGCACAUGUCUGUGGUAAAGAAGGGUUUGAAGAGUCUCUCAAGAAGGUUCUUGAGAUGGGUUUUGAUCCCACAACUCCGAAGUUUGUCAAAGCUUUGCAUACUGUUUAUGAACUGAGUGAUAAAACGAUAGAAGAGAAGGUGAAUGUGUACAAAAGACUAGGCUUUGGUGUGGGAGACGUGUGGAAGAUCUUCAAGAAGCAUCCUUCGUUUCUUAAGUUCUCUGAGAAGAAUAUAUCAAACUCUAUCGAUACGUUUCUAGGCCUAGGAUUCAGCAGAGUUGAGCUUGCGGGGAUGGUCAAGCGCUUUCCUCAGUGCAUUGGGUUAUCUGCAGAGACUGUAAAGAAGAAGAAUGAGUUUUUGGUGGAGAAGAUGAAGUGUAUUUGGAUGUAGCAUGGACAAGAGGAUUGCUCCGAGGUGUGAAGUAAUCAAAGCUCUAAUGUCCAAAGGAUUGCUUGGGAGUGAACUUCCUUCAGUAUCUUCUGUCUUGGCGUGUACUGAUCAUAUGUUUCUGAAAAAGUAUGUGAGUAAGCAUGAUGACAAGGUGUUUGUGGACGAGUUAAUGGCUAUCUUCACCAAAGAUGGUGACUUAUAGAUCAGAAAGCUUGGCAAGGUGUGUGUGUUUUUUUUUUCUUUUGCAUUAACUUUAGAUUUGUCUAUGGAUUUUUUUGUUGCCAUUCAAACUGUUGUAAUCUUAUCAAUUGGUGUCAACUAGUUCUUUAAGUUUGGAGCAUUGAAACGUGAUGCUUUGGUUGAUAUGAUAAAGCAGGAGAACAUUUUGUAAGACAUUGCUUGGUUUAUAGAGAAUUUCAAUCAAGAAGACGAGUGGUUUGGAGCUCUGACAUGGAUCUUAAAUCUAGAGUUAAAAAUCUUCAUGUUUGAAUCCAGAUCGAUUAGUUUGGACCGUUUGGUUACUUCUUCAUAUGUACAAAAGAUGGGGAUCCAUAGGCAAAAAGGGUGUUGAGAUGGGAUUUGAAUCAACCACCUCAAAGUUUGUGGAAGCUCUACGCAUUGUUUCAAAACAAUAGAAGCAAAAAUCAAUGUCUAUCGCCUAUGGGAAAUGUUCAAGAAGUGUUCCAGUCUCUCUCUCUCUCUCUCUCUCUUUCAUACUCGGAGAAGAAGAUAUUGAACUCCAUUGAAACAUUUAUAGACUUGAGUUUCUGAUGAACAGGAUGAAUGGGCCACUAUAUAUAAAGGCCAAGAUUUAGAUAGUUCUUUUACGGCCACUUGCUGGAUACGUAUCGUUCAAAUGACCGUGAUAGAUGAUCAUCAAACACUUAUUUACCAAGAACGAUUUUUUCACUACCUUCACCUCUGAAUAAGUGAACCAUUCUCUUUGCUGUUUUGUUUGAUGCCUGCAAGCAAAGAAUUCAACAGAUUCGAUGAGCACUCAUAGUUUCUUGUGUCAUUUUUAUAUUAUUUUGCUAUUAUGAUUUAUAUGAGGAUUCAAUAGAUUUUAUAUCAUUUAUUAUUCUAUGCGGUUUAAAGAUAAUCACCACAGUUCAUGAGGCAGUGACACAAUUUUCAGAGCUUUUAUGUCCAAAGAAUUUUUUAGUUUUGAAUAAAAAUUUAACAGAUCAUAAAUAUGUCACAUGGAAUGAGGCGUUAAUUAGUUGCCUUAAUCUCAACCUACAUUUUACUCUGCUAUGUCUUAUAUUAAGUGUCGUUCAAAAUUUUUGUACACGAAUUAAAAAAAAUUGUCAACUUUCUAUGUUACCCUACCUCUAUUUAAUAUAGUUUUAUGUUUGGUUUUAUUAAUUAAUGAAUUAAAAUAAUUGUAAAAAUAAGAAAAAUUAUUAAAUAUAUGCAUUGAAAACGUAAAAUAACACUUAUAAUAAAAUAAAAUUUAAAAUCUAGAAUGACAAAACUUAAUAUAAAACGGAAGGAGUAUACUUUAUAGCUAAAUAUCCCAAACAAAGUUUUCUUUGCAAGUCGGAAACGAACAAACUUUGAGUUAGUUAAGUGCAUCCAAAGACAAUCCAAAAAAGAAAAGACAAUCCAAAAAGUAUAUAAUUAUAUUUCUACAAAUUAUUAAAUCUAAAGAUUUCAACCCUGAUCAAAAAGGGACAACCUAAAUAAUACUUUCCAGUAUUUUAUAAAACAAAAAAACAACACAUCUACUAUUAAUCUAGGAGUCUCCGUUCUCCACAUUAUCACACAUUUUGCUAACCAAAAUCGUCUUUCUUCUCCAAAGAAAACCUCUCAACACAUUAGAGUUUGUGAAAAGAUAUGACAAGUGAAGCACCAAGUUGGGCUGAUCAAUGGGGAACUGGAGGGAUCGGAGAGAUGCCGGAGGAAGAUAACACCAAAAGUGCCGGCGGUAAGAAGUCCGGCACGACCAAAGCCAAGAUUAUUGACUUCAUAAGUUUCAAGUGGAUGAAGAAUCUUGUGCACAAGAAGAAGACAAAAGACUCUAAUUCUUUAAAAUGAAAAGAAAGACAACAUUUUCUAUGUACCCUUUUCCUUCUGAAGAUAUCAAAAUCUAUCAUUGUAUUUGUUUAUUUUCAUGUUGAGUUUCAUGUGAGUUAUGUAUGGUGCAUCCCACGAUUGAAUGUUUUUUGUUUGUUUUGUUAUAUAUGACAUGGCUCAAAAUAUUCUUCAAA